GCCUGGCGGAGGUGGACGCCGAGGAAGCGAUGUGAGAGGCCAGCGCCCAGGCCAAAGGCCAAUGAUGCUGCUAGUGCCGAAGUGGAGAGAAUGGGGAAAAGGAUGUGAUUUGAGGAAGGCAGAAGAAGGAAAGUGGCAAGGGAGGAGAGAAGGUAAACAGCCAUUUGAGGGAAAGAAUGUUUUAGAAGCAUAAGUUUACUUGAGGAUAGCAGACAACUCUCCAGCUCAUCUUCAUGAAGCUGAGUUAGCAUCAGAUUACACUUCAUGUCAGUAGAAAUGGACAGCAGCAGUUUUAUUCAGUUUGAUGUGCCCGAGUACAGCAACACAGUUCUGAGCCAGUUAAAUGAACUCCGCCUUCAAGGAAAACUGUGUGACAUCAUUGUGCAUAUUCAGGGCCAGCCAUUCCGAGCCCACAAAGCCGUCCUUGCUGCCAGCUCUCCCUAUUUUCGUGACCAUUCAGCACUAAGUACCAUGAGUGGCUUAUCCAUCUCAGUGAUUAAGAAUCCUAAUGUCUUUGAACAGUUGCUCUCUUUCUGUUACACUGGAAGAAUGUCCUUACAGCUGAAGGAUGUUGUCAGUUUUCUCACUGCUGCUAGCUUUCUUCAGAUGCAAUGUGUCAUUGACAAGUGCACACAGAUCCUGGAGAGCAUCCAUUCAAAAAUCAGCAUUGGGGAUGUUGACUCUGUUACCAUUGGUGCUGAUGAAAACUCAGAAAACCGCAAUGGAGUUAAAGAGAGCAGCUUCUUUGCCAACCCAGUAGAGAUCUCGCCUCCAUAUUGCUCUCAGGUGCGUCAGCCAACCACUGGCAAUGAUCUACGGAUGGAGGCAACUCCGAGCAAAUCUCUGCGUGGCCGCUUACAAGAAGAAGGCCACUCAGACCGAGGAAGCAGCGGGAGUGUCUCUGAGUAUGAGAUUCAGAUAGAGGGUGACCAUGAACAAGGGGACCUGAUUGUGAGGGAGAGCCAGAUCACAGAGGUAAAAGUGAAAAUUGAGAAAUCAGACCGACCCAGCUGUUCAGACAGUUCUUCCUUGGGUGAUGAUGGCUACCACACUGAGAUGGUAGACGGUGAACAAGUGGUGGCAGUGAAUGUAGGCUCCUAUGGCUCUGUGUUACAGCAUGCAUACUCCUUUUCCCAAGUAGCCUCUCAGCCAUCAAGUAUAUCAGAAACUUUUGGGAACCUGAGCAACUCCAGCCCAUCCAGGUCUAUGCUAAGUUGCUUCCGAGGGGGCCGGGCCCGCCAAAAGCGCCCCUCCUCUGUCCAUCUGCACAGUGAUCUGCAGAGUUUGGUGCAAGGGUCAGAUAGUGAAGCUCUUGUGAGCAAUCCUGGGUAUGAGAGUAGCCCCCGGGAGAGGAGUGCACGAGGCCACUGGUAUCCAUACAAUGAAAGGUUGAUCUGCAUUUACUGUGGAAAAUCCUUUAACCAAAAGGGGAGCCUUGACCGGCAUAUGCGACUCCAUAUGGGAAUUACCCCUUUCGUAUGCAAGUUCUGCGGUAAAAAGUACACACGAAAGGACCAGUUGGAGUACCACAUCCGUGGCCAUACUGAUGACAAGCCUUUCCGCUGUGAGAUCUGUGGGAAGUGCUUUCCCUUCCAGGGAACACUUAACCAGCACCUGCGGAAAAAUCACCCAGGUGUGGCCGAAGUCCGAAGUCGCAUUGAGUCCCCAGAAAGAACAGAUGCAUAUGCAGAACAGAAAAUUGAGAAUGAUGCCUCCAACUCAGAGGUGGGGCUGGAUUCCAGUAUGGAAGUUCACACAGUGUCUAAUGCCCCUGAUUAACAUGUUGAAUAAGUGCAACCCAAACAAAGCACACUCAUCAAUGCAUUUAAAAAUUUUUUGCUGUAGGUAACUCUUAGCCCAGUUACUGACCUGACCACCUUGAAACCUAGUAGGUGCACAGUAAAUUUUCCCAAGGUUUCUAGAUAGCACACUUUGCCAUUUUUGUUCUUUGCUUCCAAGGAGACUUGGGUAUAUGUGCGUUGAAAGAGUUUAGAAUCCGAAAGGCCGAAAAUACAGGGAAAACAUGGGCUGAUGCUAUUCCUCUGGAUGAAUUACUUUAAUCCCAAUUCUGGCAGUAGCAUAGCUAAGCCAACUGGGUUCACCCUACCUUUGCUACCCUGGGGCACAUAUUCUCUCUCUGUGUGCAUGUAGGUUUCUAUGCAUGUGCAUGGAGAGAGAAUAGCAUGUCCAGAAGAUCUGAUGAUUACCUUUUAGAGUUGAAAAUUACUUUUUUUGGUAGUUAGAAAAUUUAUACAUAUAUAUAUAUAUAUAAUAAAGCAUUUAUUAUAUAUAUUACAUAUAUACAUUCUUAAAUUUGCUUUUAUUCUGGUUGAGGUGAAUGUAAGAGGAAUAUGUAAGUUAAUAUAGUGUGUACAGGGCUUUUUGACUCUUAAUCUCAUCUCUGCCUAAUAUAUUUUAAGACCUUGCUCCUUUAUCCCUUGAAGAAUGUUAUUUGGUUUUCUUAUAUAUUAAUCAUAGCAUCCAAAAGUCAGCAAAGCAAAUGAUCCUGUUUUUUAUAACUCCAUAACAAACACAUAAACCAAAUGCCAUAAAUCUAUUCAACUAGUUAGAAUUGUUUGGAAUUUUUGUUAGUUGUCCAGUAGGUAAGCUGGAUGACAUGUGGUGCUGCCCUUUUUUACACAGCUGUAAUGUAAUUAUCCAACCCUAAAGUAACAGUGGUUUUAAAUGUUUUUACUGGCCUAAGAAUCUACCUUCAUUUCGUACUGUAGAAAUUUAAAUACCAGGUAACUAAAUCAAAUCACUCUACAAGAUGAGUUGCUACUCUCACUAAAGGAAGAGGGGGUUGUAACUCUGACUAUAUCUCCACACAGUGUUGAUAUAUAUAUAUAUAUACAUAUAUAUACAUAUAUAUAUUUUUUGUUGUUGUUUUCUCCAAACAGCCAGUUCAGGUGCAUAGUAACUUUCUAUAUUGCGGUUCCUUGUGAAACUGCGAACUUGGAAAUUUGUACUUUUUGUAAAGAUAUAUUCUACGGGAAUCGCAAGCAAUAUGUCUAUCUUGUGUGCUACACAAAGCCACAGUGGCUUCCCCAUUCUUUCAGUGGCUAAUCAGUGUUUCCUGCUUAAAGAAACCAACCAUAAGAAACCCUCUUUAAGAUACUUUGUGUGUGUCACCAAAUAUUUGUGUGUCACCCAUUUUUGUUUUAUGUGGUGCUACUUUUAUGUUUAAUAUCAGUUAGGUCAGUAUAAUAUAAAAAAAUGUGAAACCUAAUGGUGAUAGUGAAUUACAAAGCAACAGGUUUUUUUCCUCUCUCUUUUUAGUUUGCUUGAAAAAGAGACCUCAAAAUCUUGUGCUGGCAAACACAUUACUGUAUAAGAACAGAUGUGAUCCCUAUUUGAAGAUUUUUUUUUAAUUCAUUAGGAAAUGUUUUUAGUUCUCGACAGAGUGCUCAUAUGUGCUUAUAGUGUACCAAAAGAUGCUUUACACAAAAAAGUUGAUUUGGUUUGGUACUGUCUAUUCUGGUCAAUUGAGAACGAGUCAUAGUCAUGAGCAGGGGCUCUGGAGGUUGCCACAAAGAUGGCCAGCCUUCCGUAAGCUCCCUUCUGGAGCAGUAACUUAGCUCUGCAGACUUGCUGUGGAGAAGCUUCUCAGCUGAAAAAGAGUAAAAUAAUUUUAAAAAAUGAGCUGUGAUUUAGUUUA
Molecule: messenger RNA, 3658 nt
Organism: Trichosurus vulpecula (common brushtail)
Lineage: Eukaryota; Metazoa; Chordata; Mammalia; Diprotodontia; Phalangeridae
Gene: ZBTB34
Product: zinc finger and BTB domain containing 34
Exons: 4
Coding region: 265-1779 (504 amino acids)
Biological process (GO): regulation of transcription by RNA polymerase II
Molecular function (GO): DNA-binding transcription factor activity, RNA polymerase II-specific; protein binding; RNA polymerase II cis-regulatory region sequence-specific DNA binding
Source: RefSeq, a predicted model, not a curated record